UGUAACUAGAAGUGAGCCCUUUCACCUAAUUGCAUUGUCUCCCAGCCAUAAUAAAAGCCCUCUCUUCCCUCCAACACAUCAAACACUCCUCCAAGUGCAAGUGCAAGUGCAAGCACCACUCUUGCAUUUCAAAACUUCCCAGCAAAGCAAAACAGUCCUCCACACAACAAAAUAACUUCAAAGAUGACAAAACAGACUCUCUUCUCCCUCUCAAUUUUACUUAUAUUUCUCUUCCAUUGCAUCACAACUUUAGGCCAGCCAGCCGCAGCUCCAGCCCAGCCUGCAAAUGCUCCAGUACAGCCUGCCACUCCGCCAGUAGUUCAGCCUGCCAAGGCCCCAGCCCCAGUCCAAUCUGCGAAGGUCCCACCAACACAGAAAGGUGUCCCUGAUGUCACCAAAAUCCUUGGAAAGGCCGGUGGGUUCUCAGUCUUUAUUCGCCUCUUAAAAAGUACCGGAGUUUCUGACCAAUUAUACGGCCAGCUUAACAAUUCAAAUAAUGGGUUUACUAUCUUUGCUCCCACUGAUGCUGCAUUUUCGAACCUCAAAGCGGGCACUAUAAACUCAUUGUCCGACCUACAAAAGACCCAACUAGUACAAUUUCACAUAUUAAACACAGUUGUUAGCCUGUCAAAUUUCCAAACUCUGAGCAAUCCAGUGCCCACAGAGGCUGGAGAUACAAGUGACGGUGAGUUCCCACUAAACGUGAUGACUGCUGGCAACCAAGUGAACAUCUCUACUGGUCUUGUUAAUACCACGGUGGGUGGAACUGUGUAUUCAGAUAACCAGCUUGAUAUAUAUCAAGUGGAGAAAGUGCUUCUUCCUCUUGACAUUUUUAAUCCUAAGCCUAAGCAUAAGGCACCAGCCCCUGCACCAACAUUGUCAACGCCUAAGACUAAGGACAAUGAUGAUGAGUCUCAGUCUGAUGCUACCAAAGUGAACGAGUCUAGCCCAGUAAGUAUCAGUGGGCAUGGAAUAUUGGUGUCCAUUGAAGUUGUAUUGGUCGCAUUCAUUCUCACGAAGGGACUUCAUGGUGUAUGAGAAAAUGAGAAAAUGCUUAUUAGGUGGGUUCCAUUUUUCUAUUGCCGCGUGAUUUUGCUGAGUUUGGGUGAACGGUCGAAAUCGAUUCUGAGUUCUUCCAAAUAAUUUUCACCUUUUCUUGUGCGAUGUAUAUUAAGACCAAUCUGUGAUGAAGCUUUUUCUUUUUCCUUUUUUUUUUUUUUUUUU
Molecule: messenger RNA, 1224 nt
Organism: Quercus robur (English oak)
Lineage: Eukaryota; Viridiplantae; Streptophyta; Magnoliopsida; Fagales; Fagaceae
Product: fasciclin-like arabinogalactan protein 12
Exons: 1
Coding region: 184-1038 (284 amino acids)
Source: RefSeq, a predicted model, not a curated record